UUUUGGGGAGGGGAAAAGGGGAAAGUUCAGCGCAAGUUCUCCGCGCCUUCACCUCCGAGUCUUUCAGCAGGGUCUGUAGGGAGACCUCUCUCCCUCUCCUCUCCCCUUCUCUCCCUCUCUCUUUCUUUAUUCCUUUCUUUCUCUCCGUUUUUCCUCCUUUCCUUCGCGCGCCUCUUCCCUGCAACCCCGCUCUCGUUCUUUGCGACAAAAAGAAAGCGUCUCGUUCCGUUCGGUUGCGCUUCCUUCCUGUUUCGCGCGCAUCACACAAGCGCACACUCUCUCUCUCACACACAUACACACACACACACACACGCACGCGUACAGCUGGGUGUCGCUACGAAGGUGCGCGCGCUCGUGUGUGUCUCCGCGUGUUGGCGAGAAGGUCCGAUCCCGGGAGCCACGACGCGGACGAGACGCCCCGCGCCGCGCACGGACUGGUCGCGCGCCUCCGCACCGCUCUUUCUCCGCAAACCGGGGACACGCGGCGCCUUUCGCACUUCCGCGCCGCGCGCACACUCACGAUCCCGACACCUUGCUGCCCAUGGGUACCCCGGCACCUUGGGGGGGCGGGGGCUGGAUGAGGAUCCUGCGAUUUGUGAUUUAACGGAAGAUUCAUAUUUUAUAUCAAGCAAGAUACCUUUCUUGGAAUACUGCCCUGAGGACACAAAACUUAAUUUCUUCACAAGUCCCUCUUUGCGGUUCAUCUCAGCCCUCGAGUUCCCUGUUUUGUCUUGCCUGCCUGUACCGCCCGAACUAUGGCGGGGUCCCUAGACUGCAGGAGGAACCAGGACUAGGGCUAAAUGGAAGCCCAAACAGAGAGUGACAGCCUGGCACCAUGGCUGCAUGCAUUGUGAACAGCUUGAUUGUGAUGAGUGCCAACAAUCUGAAAAGUGACAGCAGCCCGCGGCCCGCCAGGCCGGUGUUGCCCGUGCCUGACCGGAGCACCUACUGCCCCAUCCUGGUGAGUCCUGGGAGCCUGAGCCCCGGCCCCUCCGGAUCCGUGUUCACCUUCCCAUCGGCACUGACCAGCCCAGGAAGCCCUAGGGCCCGCUCUCCAUCACGGCCUCCGGCCUCUCUGGGGGUGAGUGUGGGCAGCCGGGUCCGUCGGCUUAGCGGGAGCCCCACCCACACAACACCAGGAGAUGAUGUCCAGCCUCCCAGCCCAGGCCUGUCUGCCUCACGCUGCUCCCCGCAGGUCCUGCAGAUCCACAAGGAGCUGCAGAAUGUGCAGGUUAACCAGAAGGUGGGCCUGUUUGAGGCCCAGAUCUCCGACCAGAGAAGUCAGGUGCAGAAUUCAGAAAUCCAGCGCAGCCCACGGCUGCCCCGUCGGCCUGGCUCUACCUCUGAGUCAAGUGGUCUGACGCUGGAGGUUCAUCGGCAGGCGUCCUCACCCCGGCUGCCGGACAGCUAUCCCAACAUCCCCCGGGAACUGCAGAAUGGAAAGGGUGGCUCUGGGAAUAGUGGAGGGGAGGACUGUAGUGGCAGUUCUACUAUGGAUCAGGGCCACGGGCGCAUAAAUGAAACACGGACCCAGGCGGAUGGCUCGGCUGGCAGUGAGACCAGGGGGAUGUCGGAGGUGGGAGUUGGCCUGUGUGGUGACUUGGGGGCAGAGCACGGGGGUUGCCCGGAGACAUCAAACAUCCCUGCUGUUAUCGUCACCGACCAUGGGGUAGAGGACUGCACUACUGCACAAGGCCCAGAGGCACAGCCCAGCCCUGGCUCUACCAGGGCCGCCCGGAAGCUCUCGUCUUCUUCCGCUUCCUCCACCGGGUUCUCCUCGUCCUGGGAGGAAUCGGAGGAUGACAUCUCCAGCGACCCCGAACGUGGGGAACGGUCGUCGGCCUUCCUGCAGACGCAGCAGAAAGCCCAUAAAUCAUGGAAAAAGAUAAGGAACAUGGUGACCUGGUCGCCAUUUGUGAUGUCCUUCAAGAAGAAAUACCCCUGGAUCCAGCUGGCGGGACAUGCAGGCAGCUUCAAGGCCGGUGCCAAUGGGCGUAUCCUGAAGAAACAUUGUGAGAGCGAGCAGCGCUGCCUCGAUUGGUUAAUGCGCGAUGUUCUACGGCCCUAUGUGCCUGCCUACCAUGGUGACGUAGAGAAGGACGGCGAAAAGUACAACCAGAUGGAUGACCUUCUGGCAGAGUUCGACCUGCCGUGUGUGAUGGACUGCAAGAUGGGCGUGAGGACAUACCUUGAAGAAGAGCUGACGAAGGCGAGGAAGAAGCCGAGUCUGAGGAAGGACAUGUAUCAGAAGAUGAUCGAGGUCGACCCAGAAGCUCCCACAGCAGAUGAGCACGCCCAGCAGGCUGUCACCAAACCUCGCUACAUGAAGUGGAGGGAAACAAUCAGCUCAACAGCUACACUGGGGUUCCGCAUUGAAGGCAUCAAGAAAGAAGACGGGACGGUGAACCGGGACUUCAAGAAGACCAAGAGCUGGGAGCAGGUGACCGAGGCGUUCCACGACUUCGUUAAGGGAAACAAGAACAUCCUGAACUGUUAUCUGAAGAGGCUGAAGGAGAUCAGGGACACUCUGGAAAUAUCACCUUUUUUUAAGACGCAUGAGGUCAUCGGAAGCUCCCUACUCUUCGUCCACGACAGGCGGGAGCAGGCCAAGGUGUGGAUGAUAGACUUUGGGAAGACCACGCCGCUGCCAGAAGGCCAGAUGCUGUCCCACCGAGACCCGUGGGUGGAAGGCAACCGCGAGGACGGCUACCUGUGGGGCCUCGACCACCUCAUAGACAUUCUGGCGGAAAUGGUGGAGAAGCACCCCGGCUAAGGGCUCGGGAUUCACGAGGGGAUGCGGGGGCUCCGCCCGGCCCAGAUCACGCUCACUACAAGGGACACGUCGGGUCCUCGUCUCCGAGGCGGACUAGGACCGAACGGGCGGGACUCAGAGGCGAGCGCGAACCCGAAGCGCAACGCAGCAGCUGUGUGUGUACCAGUAGACACUGUAUAUAGUCUGUAAACAGUAGGUGCUGGGAAAUGAUAGGAAUAUGACUGUUUUGUCCACCUCCCCUCCCAGUCCGUGCUGCAAGAACUGUAGGAACGUCCCCCAAUUUGUAGGCGAAGUAACAGAAUUUUUAUAGGCUUUUUAAAAUGUUUUUCAAAAGAUGUAAAAGUGUAAACAGCGCUAGGUUUCGCUCACAGUUGACGGCACUCUUCCGUUAGACGUUGUCUUUUCGUUGAUGCACGUGCCUUUUUAAAAACACGUUGUUAAUCGGAGCACUCCACCGAUCUUAUCAAUGACCCUUGAUUUCAUAUUACCAUUAAAAAGUCAUUUUUGGUUUCAUUCGGUUUAUUUUCCCCGGACUGCUGUUGAACUGUUCUGAUCUUAUCUCACUGCGGUGCCAUUGUGUGCAGGGAGGGGAAGUCGAUGUCUUAGUGCCUUAAUGAACAUGUAUAUCAAGUAGGGUGACUCUGCUAAGGAGCAUGUCAAAAGUACACUUGACUGCGUAAGGAGCUGCAAGCUCAUUGAGCGCAAGGUGUGUAACAGUUGGAGAAAAUCACGUUGGGUUGACACACAGAAGUUCCCCUAAUUCCAGAAACUUCCAGGAAAUGCCAGAAUUUCAUAUGUAGUAUUUUGGUCUGUGCUGUUCUAAAAUCGCUAGCAUGCUGUGCGUGUUGAUAGGGGUGGGGGUUGUCCUGAGGACCAUCCCUGGUAGGAAACAGCUAAUUGAGCUGAAGAAGAGAGGACAGCAUGGAACCCCCCCCCCCAUU
Molecule: messenger RNA, 3714 nt
Organism: Scleropages formosus (Asian bonytongue)
Lineage: Eukaryota; Metazoa; Chordata; Actinopteri; Osteoglossiformes; Osteoglossidae
Gene: itpkb
Product: inositol-trisphosphate 3-kinase B
Exons: 9
Coding region: 836-2773 (645 amino acids)
Biological process (GO): phosphatidylinositol phosphate biosynthetic process; inositol phosphate biosynthetic process
Cellular component (GO): cytoplasm; nucleus
Molecular function (GO): inositol hexakisphosphate kinase activity
Source: RefSeq, a predicted model, not a curated record